Messenger RNA from Malania oleifera, 923 nucleotides. Its product is annotated as probable histone H2B.3. Gene Ontology annotation, biological process: nucleosome assembly. Gene Ontology annotation, molecular function: DNA binding; structural constituent of chromatin; protein heterodimerization activity. Bases 279 to 710 code for a protein of 143 amino acids. The record is from RefSeq and is a predicted model, not a curated record. Lineage: Eukaryota; Viridiplantae; Streptophyta; Magnoliopsida; Santalales; Ximeniaceae. The transcript has a single exon. Gene Ontology annotation, cellular component: nucleosome.
CGAAAAUGGAGGACGAAAUUCGAAAACACAAAACUCCCCGCCCCCGCUAACGCACAAACGGAUCUCCUCCGCCCAUUUUCCCCAUCCCUUAAAAUCGACGGCUCACAUCUACAAUCCGCGCCAAACCAAAUCCACCAAUCACGUUUCGCACAUCAACCUAUAUAUUACCACACAUCAAGCAUUUGUUCCACAUCCGGCAUCAAAUAGUCAAUUUGCUUACUAUCUUCGUCUCGCCUCUCUCUAGAUUUCCCUGCUUCUCACUGUUAAGAUAAGAAGAAAUGGCGCCCAAGGCAGAGAAGAAGCCAGCGGAGAAGAAGCCGGCAACGGAGGAGAAGAAGGCGGACAAGGCUCCGGCGGAGAAGAAGCCUAGGGCAGAGAAGAAGCUCCCCAAGGAGGGAUCCUCGGACAAGAAGAAGAAGAGGUCGAAGAAGAGUGUGGAGACCUACAAGAUAUACAUCUUCAAGGUGCUGAAGCAGGUGCAUCCUGACAUUGGUAUCUCCAGCAAGGCCAUGGGCAUCAUGAACAGCUUCAUCAAUGACAUCUUUGAGAAGCUUGCUCAGGAAUCCUCCAGGCUCGCCAGGUAUAACAAGAAGCCCACAAUUACUUCCCGGGAGAUUCAGACCGCCGUGAGGCUGGUGUUGCCCGGGGAGCUUGCCAAGCACGCCGUCUCCGAGGGGACCAAAGCUGUUACGAAAUUCACUAGUUCUUAGGCGUUGGAUGGUGUUCUGUUUUUUUGUGAUUUCUGGGACCGCGAUGAUGAACUGUUCUUAUUUGACACUGUUCUUGUGUCUAAUUUUGUGGUUCACAGAUGUAAAGCCUUGUCUUUUGUUGUAUUCAGCUGGUUCUUUUUUGUAAUGUCUCGAUUUGAAUUAAUGUGUCUUCUUCCUCCGAAGUCACCUCUAAAUAUCAAUGCUUUCCCUGAA